Messenger RNA from Orussus abietinus, 2377 nucleotides. RefSeq names its product peroxisomal targeting signal 1 receptor (gene Pex5). The transcript has 9 exons. Gene Ontology annotation, molecular function: protein binding. The record is from RefSeq and is a predicted model, not a curated record. Gene Ontology annotation, cellular component: peroxisomal membrane; cytosol. Lineage: Eukaryota; Metazoa; Arthropoda; Insecta; Hymenoptera; Orussidae. Gene Ontology annotation, biological process: protein import into peroxisome matrix, docking. Bases 388 to 2244 code for a protein of 618 amino acids.
GAAUCUGUGACUAUGCUUGAUAUGCUUCGAUAACGUCAUUGCCCGUCACUAAAUACCUACACUUUCUGUGCAUGCAGUGCAUGUGCAAGUGUCAGUGUGCAAUGCUGCCCUUGUUGACCAGGAUCCUAGAUUCUCUCAAUGUAGAUUUUUGAAUCUCGAGCUUAUCGACUUCAAAGGCGAGCCUCAAUUUCAUCUACAUAACCUUAAUUAGCUGGGAUCUGUGGCGUCACUUACUACUCAAGAGCGUGACAACUCUAUCGAUUAGAUGCGACUAUGAAGCUGCAAGAGCAAAAACCUACCCAGAGUUUACACAAUCAUUUGUGGGUGUUAUACAAAUGGAGUUGAGAAGGCUGGGACAAUCGCAAGUAUAAAUCGCAUAAGUUGAAGAUGGCGCUCCGUGAGUUGGUAGAGGGUGACUGCAGCGGACCUAGCCCGCUGGUCCGCAUCACAUCCCACUUUGUAGAAGACCGUGGCUUCAAAGAAGAAGGAAUAUUCAAUGGGCUUGCCGCGGAGAAACCCAUUGAAGCUACUACUUCCCAAGAACUCGUUGAGCAGUUUAUGGACGAGAACUCGAUGCAUCCCCAAACGUUCAGGAUGGACAAUUUAAUCCAGGAGAUGAACGACGUUGAACGUCAGAUUCAUUCUCCUAAACUUGCUCCAGGAAUAGUUGUGGAACUAAUUGGAGAGGAUUCUUCCUGGGCCAAUCAGUACGUCGAGUCUGGCCGCCAUUUCGAUGAGAGGCAUGCAGACAACAUUUGGGACAACGCAGCAGAAUCAGCGGUGCCCGAAGAUGUAACAGGCCUCAAUCCACUGGAAACACACGAACUUGGCUUGGAUCCCAAAUGGGCCGAGGAGUAUUUAGAGCAGAGCGUCGAAGGCACGGAGAAGACAGAAAGUGCAUCACCCCCAGACGUGGAGAAGGAAGACCCGAAUUUGGCUUACUCCAAGUUCAUGAAAUUUAUGCACCAAGAGGAAGCCUCGACCGAGUCUGAUCAAGCAUUUGUGACUGACUGUGAAAGACUUAACGAAAAGUGGGCCGAAGAGUUCUCAGCAACCGAAGAGACCGAAAAAGCCAACGAGGAGGAAGGAGUCUUAAACAAGGUUGAAGAACAGCUGGAAGCAGCCGGUAAAUGGGUCGAGGAAUUUUCCAAGGGAUCCACCGCAUCCACUUCGGGAGCUGAAGACUAUGCGUCGAGCUUCUGGACGCGCCUGCAAAAGGAGUGGGAGAAGGCUGCAGUAGAGGGUGACUCCCUGUCGGCACAGCCCUGGCUGUCAGAGUAUGAGAAGUACUACGAUCCGUUCAAGGAAUAUGCCUUUGAAUCUCAGAACCCAAUGGCUGACUUGGCUGAUCCUCUGGCAGAAGGGAAGCGUCGGCUAGAGGAGGGCGACCUGCCUGGGGCUGUACUCUGCUUUGAGGCCGCCAUCAAGAAAAACGACACAGACCCAGAAGCUUGGUUUCUCCUGGGAAGGACUCAAGCAGAGAACGAGCAGGACCCCAUGGCCAUCGUAGCACUCAAACGGUCUCUUACCCUGGACCCAAGCAAUGCGACUGCGCUUAUGGCACUUGCUGUCUCCUACACGAACGAGUCCUACCAGAACCAGGCCUGUGUCACCCUUAGAGAGUGGCUCCUCCGCAACUCGGAAUACCAGCACCUUGUCUCUGCCAGGACUGCACCUUCGACUGCUAUCAAUGUCUCGACAGUCCUCUUCGAUGAGAUUCUUCAGGAAGUCAAGGACCUCUUCAUUCAGGCAGCCAGAAUCAAUCCCCAGGGCCACAUAGACCCAAACGUGCAAUGUGGCCUUGGUGUUCUUUUUAAUUUGUCUAACGAGUACGACAAGGCAGCCGACUGUUUUCGAGCAGCCUUGCAAGUGCGCCCAGAUGACUCGAGGCUAUGGAAUCGACUGGGUGCAACCUUGGCCAAUGGACAAUGCUCCGAGGAAGCUGUUCAGGCAUACCACCGUGCACUGGAGCUGUCUCCUGGGUUCAUUAGGGCCAGAUACAAUCUCGGAAUAACCUGCAUCAAUUUAGGCGCCUAUAAGGAAGCCGGUGAACAUUUACUGGCAGCACUCAACCAGCAAGCGUCAGGUCAUGGGAUUCGAAGUGAAAAUGCCCUCAGGUUGAUGUCGGACACCAUCUGGUCAACUUUAAGAUUAAUCGUUUCAUUGAUGCACAAAUACCACUUAAACGAGGCGAUAGAAAACAGGGACUUGGCGAAGCUAAAUGAGGAGUUCGGCAUGGAUUAAACAGAGUAAGGCAUUAAAGCGACAUACUAAUUAAAUCUGUUAACCGGCAGAGUAGGAAAACAAAUCAUUGUUUUUGUACACUGGUGGAAAUUUAUAUACGGUGAUUAUUUUCAAUAAAGAACAUUUACUUUCA